Molecule: messenger RNA, 1695 nt
Organism: Saccharomyces eubayanus
Lineage: Eukaryota; Fungi; Ascomycota; Saccharomycetes; Saccharomycetales; Saccharomycetaceae
Gene: CRF1
Product: Crf1p
Exons: 1
Coding region: 1-1695 (564 amino acids)
Biological process (GO): regulation of ribosomal protein gene transcription by RNA polymerase II
Molecular function (GO): transcription coregulator activity
Source: RefSeq, a predicted model, not a curated record
AUGCUAGCUGAUAUACCCGCUGAAAGCACUAUGCGGCGCAAGUCCCACUUGCCAAAUAGAAAUGUGCCGAAUGAAAUAAGCAGUACUGCCCUAUCUUCAUCGACCUCUUCAGCUGUCUCCUAUUCAUCUAAUAAUGAUGAUGGCAGUUUUGAUUUCCCUUCAGAUUCUUCUUUAAGCGACAUUUCUGACGUAGAAAGUAGUUACACAAGCAUAAAAAGAUUGAAAUUAGAAAACAGCAAGGAAGGGAAAAAUCAGUCUUACAAUUAUUUUGAGAAGAGGAACGCAAAUGCUUUAGAAAAGGAGGCUUCUCUUGACGACGAUUCUAAGAUAGAAACAGAUGAUAGAAUAAAUCAUCUGCUUACCUCAGCCAGCCGCACGACAUACGUCAGUAAUAUGCGCGAUGGCCUAGCUGAAAAUCGGCCUGAUUUGUCAAUAAGUAAAUGUGGAGCCCACGAAUAUUAUUUAAGCGAUUCAUCAUCGGGAAUCACCCAGAAAGAGGAGGACAUUGGUGUCGAAGUCUUUAGAGAUGGGGAACUUGAUUGUUGCCAAGUACUAUCGAUAAAUAAUGACGAACUUGUUAAUUUUCAAUAUCCGGAAACAGAAACUGAUAUGGAAUUCGACGAAGUAUUUUUAACACCAUUAGAUGGUGUGAACAGAGUAGGAAAAGGGAAGGGAUCGAUUGGAAAAGAUCUGAAUAGUUGCAUUUUUGAGCAACACACGCAGCUAAAUUCAGGAGUUCAGCUUGUUGGCGAAAGCAAUGCCUUUCCAAUAUUGAGUACAUCCAACGUUUCUUCUCUCACCGAGGCUUUGCAUAAAAUUCAUGAAGACAAGCUCCGUUCGCCUACUGAUGAGAACUUUAAUGCGUCAAAUGUCGUUAUAGAUUCAAAUAAAAUAGACAUGAAUUACCUUUAUACCAAUGCUAGAGAGGAGUUAUCUACUCCCUCAUUUUCAUCAAAAGACUUUGAAGAUGAAAGUUUUGAUAACGAUGACAAAGUCGAUGAAGUCAUAUACAGGGAUGAUGAUUCAACAGACGAAGAUGAGAGUUUACCACCACCGGAUCCAAGAAGGAAAAAAAUCGGUUCCAAAGCUUGUGAAAUAGUGGAUUCUAGAAAAGUUGGCAUAAAUGUACCAAAGUUAUGUAUGUGGUCCCUAAGUGAUAAACCCUUUUGUGUUAUUGACGGACUAUGUACAAAAUCGCUCUAUCCAUUAGCCGAGAACCUUUCUAACUGCGAAAGCUCAAGUUCGAGCUCAAGUCCCAUUAAUCCACAGGAGGAGCAAAAAGAAAACUCACCUUUUGAUAAUGAUACCAUGUUAACCGAUCUUUUAAACAUAAGUGAAGCUGAAGCAGAGAAAGCCCCCAUUUGUUGCAGCGAACAUACACAUGAACCUUUUUCUGAAAUUCCAAAAGGGCCAUUAUCGUCAUUUAGAGAUAGAGGAAAAGCUUUACAAGACACAGGCGUACCUUACAAGCUGAACGUUUCAAAAUUCACUAGAAUGGGCACCCGUUAUGUGAGCAAAGAUCAAUCAGAGGGAGGAAAUGGAAACUUCUGUUAUUCCGAAUCACUACCCCAAGAGAAAAAGAGGAAUUUAAUGAUUAGAGAAAGACGUCUAAAGCAGAAACAGAAUCAAGGGAAGCUUUAUAAACAAAAGCUAACCUCCGUCAAUAAUUUGCUCGACAAUAUUACUCCAUUUUGA